CUCGGAGUACAACCGUUGAUAGGAGAACACGCUACAAAAGAACGAGUCCUAGCAGAACUCAAACGGGGUGUCUCGGUCAUUCACUUUGCUGCACAUGGAUGCGAGGAAAACGGACAGAUCUUUCUUGCUCCUUCUCAACCUUCAACAACAAACAACAUUCCAGAGGAGAAAGACUACAUCUUGACUAUGAAGGAAGCACAAGACAGUAGAAUUCGUGCUCAACUCGUUGUGUUGAGCUGCUGCCACACUGGUCGGGGUGAGAUCAAAUCAGAGGGAGUCGUAGGAAUGACUCGAGCAUUUCUUGCUGCAGGAGCCCGUUCAGUUGUAGCAUCAUUGUGGGCCAUUGCUGAUGAAGCUACUAUGUUAUUUAUGGUGAAAUUCUAUUCUCAUCUCAAGAAUGGAGAGAGUGCAAGUAGGAGCCUACAGCAAGCAAUGAAGGAGAUGAGAGAAACAGAGAAAUACAAAGAGCCAAAAUACUGGGCUGCCUUCUUUCUUAUUGGAGACGAUGUUUUACCAUCACUGUGUAAUUAAUGAAUUUCACAAUCC
Molecule: messenger RNA, 546 nt
Organism: Exaiptasia diaphana
Lineage: Eukaryota; Metazoa; Cnidaria; Anthozoa; Actiniaria; Aiptasiidae
Product: tetratricopeptide repeat protein 28-like
Exons: 1
Source: RefSeq, a predicted model, not a curated record